AUGAUGCUGCGUCUCCCGAGCCUGCCGUUGUUCCACCAGCCCGCCCCGGCGGGGGCGGGCGAGAAGGUCGGGGUCGGGGCGCCCGAGAAGGUGCGCGCCGAGGAGGCCCCGGGUGUCGACGAGGGCCGGGGCCGCGGGCUCCACCGCCAGCUCAGCAACGACGACGUGAGCGUCGAGCUGCGCCCGACGCAUCGCGGCGCGGCGCUGCGCUACUACCGGAAGCCCCUGGCCAUCGCCUGCACCAUGGGCCUCGUGCUCGUGGGCAUCGGGCUCUACGAGCUCAAGUUCCUCCCCGAGUCGCAGCGGCGGUCCGAGGAGCGGCGCCAGGCGACGAGCUGCGAGGCCGUCGCGACUUCGGUGAUGACGACGGAGGGCACGGCGCACCAGGCCGCUAGACUCUUCCUCCAGGGCUGGGUCGGGGCCUACCGGCGCGACGACGCCGCCUGGCGCGACUUCGUGUUCCCGCGGAACGCGUCGCAGAUGCGGCGGACCGUCGAGCGCGACGCGGCGAUGGCGCCGGGCGUGUCCGUCUUCCAGGACCUCGACUCCGCGGGCGUCGCCGACGCGCUGCGCGACAUCCAGCUCCACCUGAGCCUGGCGCCGAUCAUCCACGACGACGAGACGCGGAGCUGGGAGCGGAUCUGGAACAUCUCGACGUGGCGCUUCGACGGGUCACCGUUCAAGGACGUCGUCUACGCGUCCUACGACCACCCCUACCCGCCGGACUCGCCCGACACGUUGUUCCCGGCGCGGGCGCCCAUCGCCCACUCCUGGUGGUACAACGGCGCGACGCGCGAGCCCAUGCCCGAGGGCGCGGCGUGGGUCUACGGCGUCGACGUCGCGGCGUACCUCGGGUCGCGGCGCUACGCGCUGGAGACGUUGAUGAGGCGCGACUUCUACGUGGAGAAGCACGGCUCCAUCUACUGGUCCUUCUUCCUCGUCAUCGAGGAGAACGGCGCGUGGCGGCUGAGCGACAUCCCGACGCGGCCCGGCGAGGCGCUCCCGCCGAUGAGCGGCCCCGGCGAGCUCCUAGAGAAGUCCAUCGCCAUCGGCGUCCUCAUGCACUACGGGCCCGACUCGCUCCUGCAGUCCCUCACCUCGAAACACCAGCGCAUCACCUUCGACAACCGGGGCAUCACGACCGUCGUCGACCGGCGGCGCACGGGCAGCGGCCGCCGUUUAGCCAAGACCGUCGUCGACCGCGGCCACCCCUUCGAGCGCGGCGACCGGUCCCAGGCGGGCGGCGGCGGCGGGCCCUACCGGGUGACCUGCGAGGAGUACCAGCACGGCGGCAAGAAGCGGAGCGCCUUCGUCGCGCUCCUCGUCUCCGCGGGCACGAUCUGCACGCUCACGCUCCUCGCGCUCGCGCUCGUCUGGAAGACGAACUCCGACGAGCGCCAGUGGGCGCGCCUCCUGGGGGACCACGACGCCAUCGUGAACCAGAUCGCCGACGGCGUCAUUGUGGUGACGCGCGACGCGUCGUCGGGCGAGACGCGCGUCCAGGUCUGCAACAACGCCGUCGGGUCCAUCAUCCCCGGGGGCGAGGCCGCGGCGCUCCUGGGCGAGACGCCCCUCGACGGCGACGGCCGCGCCGGCGGCACGGCCCUCGAGGCCAUUUUGGGCUGCAAGGUCAAGGUCGUGACCUUCGCCGUGGAGAUGGCGGGGCGGACCAUCGAGCUCAAGGCGACGAAGCGGCGGCUCCCGAGCCGGCGGCGGACGACGGAGUGGGUCGUCUGCGUCCGCGACGUCACGGAGCGCUUCGCGCUCCAGCGCGAGCUCGCGCGCUGCGUGUCCCUGGAGCGCAUGGCGCUUUUUGUGGUCGGCGUGCGGCCGGACCUGUCCAUCGCGCUCUGGAGCGACGGCGCGCGCGAGGUCACGGGUCUGGCCGAGCGGCCCGAGCACCUGAGGGACGUGCCCUUCAAGCACGACGGCGACCUGCACCGGGCGCGGAGCGAGGUCGAGCGCAUCAAGAAGGGCGGCAUGCCGCGGCCCUUCGCGCUGAGCCUGCGCGCGUCGAACCGGGGCUUCGUGGCCCUGGUCAUGCAGAACGUCCGGGGCGUCUCGGGCGACCACGCGGCGACGUUCAUCGGCACGCCCAUCGACGGCAACCUGCUGUCCCUGGCGGCGCCGACGUCCCAGUGCCAGCUCCAGCGCUGCUGCGGCGAGGCGACGACGCCGUCGGCACCCGCGUCGGCCGUGCUCGAGGACGUCGCCGAGGAGCCCCCGGAGGUCGCGGCGCCCGAGGCGCCGGCCGGCGGCGUUUCGCCGACGCCGCCGGCGCGCGCCCUCUGCGUGCCCGUGGCGACGCCCGUGCCGUCCGCGCGCUCCGAGGACGCGUCGUCGGACGCGACGGCCGCGGGCGCGCCGCCGCCGUCGACGACCGCGUCGCGCGAGUCGUCCGUCGCCUUCGCGGCCGAGGUCCGCGAGCCGCGCGCGGUCGGGCGGUGCGCGGCGCGCGAGGACCGGCCCGCGCCGCGGACGAGCGACGCCGCGCUCGCGCUGGGGGACCUGCUGCGGGCGCGGACGCACCCGCUGCCGUCGGAGACGUGCGCGUCCGUGUCCGCGUGCAGCGGCGACACGCGCGACGAGGCCGAGGCGACGGCGCGCCUCCUCGCCGCCGUGCCGCCGCCGCGGGACCCGGGGCGGCUCCGGGGCGUCGUGUUGGGGCCCGGCGAGGGCACGGUGCUCCUCGUCUGCGAGCUCGUCGGGCCGGGGCCCGGGCCGCCGCGCCACGCGCUCCACGGCUACCCUUUGAUCCCCGCGGCGUCCUUCGAGCGCCGCUUCGAGGUCGGCGACUCGGCCUGGGAGCUCGCGCGCGCGGACGCGUCCUUCGAGCUGCCGCCGGGCACGUACGCGUUCGCGCACGCGCCGGGCGAGAGCGCGAUCCGCGUCGGCGUCGGCGAGCGCUUCGAGCGUCUAGGGGCGCUGGGGGGCGAGGAGACGCGGGAGCACGCGGCCUGGUACGCGCUCGUGGGCCUCGGCGGCGCGGACUUGUUGGCGCGCUACGACCACGACUUCGUCGCGCUCCACGACGACCUGCGCUGCGUCGCGGGGGGCACGCUCGAGGUCGGCGAGGGCGGGUCGUUGGAGCGCUGGGUCGUCGCGAACACGUACGUCGACGAGCCCUGCGAGUGCCUGGCCCUGGCGUCGCGCGUGCCGCUGCCCCUCGACAAGCUCUGGAUCGCGUACUACUCGAACGUCGGCGACUUUGGGGCGCUCCUGGCGCGCGACGGCGCGCUCCGCGAGUCCGCGACGCCGAGCCACGGCCGGCCCCGCGGCGCCGCGCGGCCGCGGCGCACGGGCGAGACGAGCUUCCUCGUCAAGGCGUCGACGGUCGAGGUCCGGCCCUACGGCCAGCGCGUCGCGCUCGCGCGCCAGUGCGCCGUCGCGCGGACCCGCGUCCACGCGGCGGCGAGCCGCUUCUCCGCGGACCGGAAGCGGCGCCGCGCGCUCCACGAGUGCCUCGCGAGCGGCAACCGCGGCCGCGAGAUCGAGCCCGACUGCGACGCGACGCUCCUCAACACGCUCCUCCAGGCCCAGGCGUCCUUCCUCGCGCUCCGGGCCAAGCUUCGGCUCGAGGGCGGCGUCGCGCUCCUCCGGCGCGAGCGCGGCGAGCGCGCGGCGCUCCGCAAGCUCGGCCUCCUCGACGAGCGCGAGCGCCGCUUCCGCGCGCGGCGCCGCCUCCUCUGGAUCGGCUCUAGCGACAAGGGCAGCCGCCUGUCGCGCCUCCCGCCGUCCCUCGUCGACGCGAUCGUCUCCUGCAUCGAGCCCGCGCUCGCGCCGGCGACGCACGCGCCGGCGGCGGCGGCGCCGGCGCCGACGCGGCUCUAG
Messenger RNA from Aureococcus anophagefferens, 3831 nucleotides. RefSeq lists its product as hypothetical. The transcript has a single exon. Bases 1 to 3831 code for a protein of 1276 amino acids. Lineage: Eukaryota; Pelagophyceae; Pelagomonadales; Pelagomonadaceae. The record is from RefSeq and is a predicted model, not a curated record.